This is a messenger RNA of Callorhinchus milii (elephant shark), 5900 nucleotides long. It is a transcript of the gene arap2, whose product is annotated as ArfGAP with RhoGAP domain, ankyrin repeat and PH domain 2. Gene Ontology annotation, molecular function: phosphatidylinositol-3,4,5-trisphosphate binding; GTPase activator activity; protein binding. The transcript is spliced from 34 exons. The record is from RefSeq and is a predicted model, not a curated record. Bases 730 to 5823 code for a protein of 1697 amino acids. Lineage: Eukaryota; Metazoa; Chordata; Chondrichthyes; Chimaeriformes; Callorhinchidae. Gene Ontology annotation, biological process: positive regulation of GTPase activity; signal transduction.
AAUAAAAAGACUUGUCAUAAAGAAAUGUGAUUAAAACUUCGUCACUUACAGAUAAUCUUUUAAAACCAUUCUGAAAGCACCGUAGGUUUGCAUUUGUUACCUUCCACAGUCCGGCCCAGAACCUCAUUUAAGGCAGUACGUCUGACUACUGCUUGCUUAAUAUUCAUAAAAAUCAGACAACAUAAAAUAAUGUUAAUCAUACUUCUGUUUCUUGAUGAUGAGGCUUGCCCUUUAAAUAAAGGCUGGAUGUUAGUGUGUGGGAGAGAGAGAGAGAGAGAGAUGUGUAGAAAGUGAAAGUCAGCUAUCCGCUCAGGAAUUUGACUGGAUGUUUUGAAGUUGCUAGGACGGAUUCAGACAGGAUAGUAUCCGCCUGUGGAAUAUUGCGGACCCAGCAACUCAGAGUUACGUUCGGCCAGCACUCCUGAAGGGACAAAAACAAAAGUAAUCUGGGGAGAUGGGCAUGGAGGACAUUUGAAUAGCCAAGGCGGGAGGUGACAAAGGCGUAGACGAGGGUUUCGGCUGCAUUCGGUGUGAGGUAUGGACGGAGUAAAGUGAUUCUUUUCGUCUGAAUGAGGAAGCAAGGCUACUUCCCACUAUGAUGGCAAGUUCCACAUCAGAUGCAGUGCUUCAGACAAGUUAUGAAAUCGUUCGGCUGCAGUAAGCUUGUGUUUACGUUAGAGAAUGUGAAUUGUGCAGAGGGAAGGCUGGAAUGGGACUGAAAUCACCACCAUGUCAUCAUCCAGUGAGGCUGGCAGGGACAUCGCAGACUGGCUGACCGGUAUUCAUCUGGAGCAGUACACAAUUCAUUUCAAAGAGUCUGGCUACUGCACAGUAGGGGCCUGUGAGCACGUAAACAAUGAGACUCUUCUUGAACUCGGGAUUGCUCCGACCGGACACCGUAAGAGAAUACUUAGACAACUGUUCUGUGAGUUUCCACCAAUGCAAGACGAGGCAGUGGGAUCCCAAGCUCUUGAUAAACAGGAGAACAAAGGCAAUAAGCGAGACAGCGACAAUCAGGGUGUUGCUUUACGCAGUCCACCUGCAAUAGAAGAGAUUGAAAAAAGCACUCCUGUGUCAAAGCCGAGAAGGAUUUAUGCUAAAAGUGGUUUAACUUCAGAUCGCCCCGACCCAGCGCACUCUGAUGGAUGUGUCAUCUCAAAAAGGAACACAUUUCAGCCUCCUCAAGUGGCGCAGGUUGAAGGACAGCAGAAAUGUUCACAUGGCAAAGGCCUAAAACUGCAUAUUCCUGAGCCCGAGGAUUCCUCUUUCAGUUCAUGCGAACAACAGGGCGACGUGAAGAAGGAUAAUCCAGCCGAUGGUCGCCCACCACUUCCACCGCGGGUGAAUCAGGGCACUCCCCCUCUCCCAUUCACUGGGGAUAAGGCACAGUUGCCUUCUGCUUCUGCUGAUUCUUCAGAUUGCACUUCUACAAAAGAGACUUCAGUGGAAGCCGAUCAAACACCAACCUCUCCUUUCUUUGAAUUCAGAGGAGAAAUGAGAGCGAAUGCUUUGUAUGAUGGAAUACAGAUUGUUCCAGACCAGACUCUUAUGGGAACUUCGAGGGAAUCUGAUCUGAGGAACAGGCCCCCUGCAGAGCUUCCCAGCCUAUGUGCGGCACAGGCUGUACCGCUCUGUGCUGCAGACAACAGUUCCUUACUGAAAAGAAGAAACUUCAAUCUAUCAAAUGUUUCCAAGACUUGUGAUGUUCCAAAAAUUCCAUUAUCAUAUGAUGAUGAAAAUAGGCCAUCUCCUAUCAGUCCAUAUGGGGAAACAUUCCUGUACCAACAUCCAGAAGACAGUGAGGAUUUGAACAAAGUUGCUCUGUACAUUACUGAAACAUCGACCAGAGCGAAGAAUGAAGAAAUGGGGACAAACAUUGACUCCAGGAACCAUGAUCAGACCAAAUUGUGUGCCGAUCAUGAUAAGCAGAAAUCUUCACACUUGGGUGGUUGUUCGACAAAGAAGGACUCCAAGACUGAACAUUCUACAGUGGAUAACAGUGUCUGGAAGCUUAGAUCUGAAUAUACUACAACAGCUGAAGUCUAUGAGAGCGUGCAAGCAACAAGUACCAGCAAUUUUGCAUAUAGCGAAGGUCACCCAAUGCAAUUUGACUUGGGAAGACGAUCCCUAAACAGUGAUUCAGAUAUUCACAGUGACGUAGAAAUAUCACCCUACGCUUGCUUCUAUGGUGCAGCAAAGAGUACAAAAGAAGGCUGGCUGGAUAAGCUUUCACCACAAGGGAAUUGUAUGUUCCAGAAGCGCUGGGUUAAGUUUGAUGGUGACAAUUUGGCCUACUACAACAAUGAGAAGGAAAUGUAUUCAAAAGGAAUAAUUCCAGCCUCUUCAAUAAUUACGGUCCGUGGAAUAGGAGACAGCAAAUUUGAGGUGUUGACCUCUAACAGAACUUUUACUUUUAGAGUCGAGAAAGAAGGUGAGAGAGAUGACUGGAUUAACAAGCUUUUGAAUGCAGUAAAAUCUCAGAGCAACACGUUUCCACAUCUGGGCAGCCGGUCCAAUGUCUCAUUUGAGAAAUCUGGCUAUCUUGAGCUAAAAGGCUACAAAGCACGAAUUUUUAUUGCAUUGAAAGGUGUAAAAGUGUGGAUUUACAAAAAUGAGCAGGAUUUUAAAAGUGGAGUCGGUAUAACUACGGUCGACACAAAUGUGGCUACAGUCAAAGACGUGGAUCGUAAAGGUUUUGAAUUAUCCACUCCAUUCCGAAACUUUAGCUUCACAGCGGAAUCUGAAAGAGAGAAACAAGAUUGGAUUGAAACUUUAGAAGGAUCCAUAGCAGAAAGCCUCUCAGAUUAUGAAGUGGCAGAAAAGAUUUGGUUCAACGAGUCGAACAGAAGCUGCGCAGACUGCCGUUCACUGGACCCUGAAUGGGCAUCCAUCAAUCUUUGCGUUGUCAUCUGCAAAAAAUGUGCAGGUCAGCACCGAUCAUUGGGAUCAAAUAUAUCUAAGGUUCGAAGUUUGAAAUUGGAUAUUAGUAUCUGGAGUAAUGAACUUGUGGAGCUUUUCAUAGUGGUGGGAAAUAAGAAUGCCAAUAGUUUUUGGACAGCAAACCUGAAAGCAGAGGAAGAGCUGGAUAUGGAUGCACUACCAGACCGUCGCCUCGAAUUCAUCACUCAGAAAUACAAAGAGAGAAAAUUUCGAAAAAUUCCUUUAACUUUUCUGACUCAGGAAGAACUGAACAAGAGCUUAUGUCAAGCAGUGGUGAAACAGGAUGUCUUAGAGACCAUGUCACUGGUUUUCAGCGGAGCAGAUGCUAUGUGUGCAACAGGAGAUGCGACUCACUGUACCCCCUAUCUCUUAGCCCAGAAAGCUGGUCAGCGGUUGCAGAUGGAAUUUCUUUUUCACAAUAAACUCUCAGUUAUUCCAAAGAUUGACUCACCAUCCGAAGCUGCCGUUCAUUCUCAGACCUCUUGCUCCACCUUCCUUUGUGGUUUCUUAUACAAGGCCAUUAACACUACAAAAACAGUAAGCGAGAAGAGACUGAAGGAAGAAUUCAAUAAACGAUGGUGCACCCUGGAAGGUGGAUUUCUCAGUUAUUAUGAAAGUGACAAGUCGGCCACUCCCAACGGAAGGAUUGAUAUCAGCGAAGUUGUCUGCUUAGGAGUGAACAAGCCUGACCUCACGUGGGGUACUGGGGUUAGUUAUACAUUUGAGAUGUAUUUGCUGUCAGAAUGUCUCUUUUCCUUCGGAACUGAUAGUGCUGAAACUCUAAAAGACUGGACACGGGCAAUAUGCAAGUGUUUUAUUCCUGCUGUGGUAGAAAACCUGUUAAAGAAAGAUUACGAGUUGAUUGGUCGGCUCUACUACAAAGAUGUGCAUAAUUUGGAACGCUGGAGUGCAGGCUGGUUUACUUUAGAGAAAUCGAAACUCUGCUUCUGCCCUGAGCAGGAUGGUGCUGAAGAGGAUUCUGUGUAUUUAAAGAGACUGCAGGAACUUACUGUCACCACGCAGCUUGAACACAAUGAGAAGAAAGACGUCUUACUGCUGGUAGAAAAAGGAAGAACUUUGUACAUGCAUGGCCAUACAAAGUUGGAUUUUACAGUCUGGCACAUGGCCAUCAAAAAGGCAGCGGGCACAGAUGGCAAUGCACUGCGAGACCAGCAGCUCAGCAAAAAUGACAUUCCCAUCAUUGUGGACAGCUGUAUAGCAUUUGUUACACAGUAUGGCCUCAAUUGUGAAGGAAUGUAUCGGAAAAAUGGCACACCAUCACGGGUUAGCCAGCUACUGGAUCAGUUUAGAAAAGAUGCCAGAAAUGUAAAGCUGAGAGCCGGAGAACAUCAGCUCGGCGAUGUGGCUGAUGUACUGAAGCGAUUCCUGUUUGAAAUGGAUGACGCACUGCUCACCAAGGAAUUGUAUCCAUACUGGUUGUCUGCAUUGGAUGUGCAAGAUGAAAAGGAACGAUUGGAAAAGUAUCGGAUGUUAAUACAAACUUUACCGCGUGUUAACAGGGUCACUCUUGCAGCUCUGAUUGGUCACCUUUACAGGGUACAGAAAUGUUCAGAAAUGAAUCAAAUGAGCACACAGAGCUUGUCCCAGGUGCUUUCGUCAUAUUUAUUCCAAACGGAGGGUCAAAAUAAACAGGAGGAAAAUGUCACAGAGGAUCUUAUCAAUCUUUAUGUUCGGCUCUUUGAUGUUAAUGAAGACCAGGUCAAACAGAUGGAUAUAGAAAACAGCUAUAUAAUGACGUGGAAAGAUACACAGAUUCCACAGACUGUGGACCUUAUUAUUGAGGUGUACCUAGAGAAGAAGGAGCCUGAUUCCAGCUACAUGUUGAGGGUAUCUCCGACUAUGACAGCAGAGGAAUUAACCCAUUCUGUAUUGGAAAUGAAGAACGUUAUCAGUGACAAGAAGGAUGUUUGGGUUACGUUUGAAGUAAUCGAGAAUGGAGACCUUGAGAGGCCAUUGCACCACAAAGAGAAUGUUCUGGAUCAGGUCCUCCAGUGGAGUUUACUAUCGGAACCUGAAUCCGCUUACUUAAUUGUAAAACAGUUUCAAGCUGCAAAGGCAAUCAAAACGUAUCUAGCAAAGAACAUGAAAGAACCUGGAAAAGCUGGAAAUCUAAAGUGGAGGGAAGAGCCAUCAAAAUUGCUAUCUGGAAAUAAAUUUCAAGACCGCUAUUGUGUCCUAAAAGAUGAAAAGCUGCUCCUGUACAAGGAUAUGAAAAGCAACAAACCAGAGAGAGAAGUGCUCAUCAAAUCCUUAAAGUUUUACCUUGGCCUGAAAAGGAGACUGAAGUCUCCAUGUAGCCUGGGCUUUACUCUUUAUGCAGAAAAACAACAAUGGUAUUUGUGCUGUGAUAAAGAAGAAACUUAUACAGGAUGGCUGGCCAGUUUGCUGAUCGCGCAGCAUGAAGGUGACCUUUGGCCGGCACUUGGAAAGAUCCCAAUUACCUCUUUGAUGUUAAAUGCAAAACUUUGCAGCAAGAGUUUAACACCAAUCCAAAAAAAGGCUGAAACAAGAAAAACAGAACGACCACAGGACUAUGGGAAGUUGAAGCUAAACCAUGUACUUCGCCAGACAUUUCGCGAGGAUACACUAGGAAGAUCAUCUCACAUGGCUGCCUGCCUAGAAUCAUCAGCUGUUUCCCCUGCCACUGGACAGCAGCCAACCAGGCUUGCUUUAUACGCAGGUCAAACAGAUUUCUUGCAUAGCAGCGCAAAGUCAAAACAUGGGAGAGCACCACCAGUUCGAGGUCGACCAGAAGUCAUCUCUAAUAAAACAGUUUUGGAGGCUGACCCAAGACUGCAUUCAAAACUCAUGCAGGAGUUAAACUCGGUGUUUCUAAAAAAAAAAAUCACUGGUGAAGAAUGAAUAAUCACUAUUAAUAUUAAUCCAAUGUUACUUAUUUUAAAAAAAAAUUUUCAUGUGAAUUUUUGUUCUAGGAAAUU